This is a messenger RNA of Mercenaria mercenaria, 2447 nucleotides long. RefSeq lists its product as uncharacterized. The transcript has a single exon. NCBI's taxonomy places the organism in Eukaryota, Metazoa, Mollusca, Bivalvia, Venerida, Veneridae. Gene Ontology annotation, cellular component: cytoplasm. The record is from RefSeq and is a predicted model, not a curated record. Gene Ontology annotation, molecular function: protein serine/threonine kinase activity. Bases 94 to 1299 code for a protein of 401 amino acids. Gene Ontology annotation, biological process: peptidyl-threonine phosphorylation.
UAAAUACACCGUGAAAUAUAUUUCAAGUAGAUAAAAAUUAAACGCCAUACAAUAAUUGUGAUUUUAAAACGUAACAGCUUUCUGAUUGAAAAAAUGGCGAAUGUGUUAGAUUUAGCGUUUGCAAUGGAUUGUACUGGAAGUAUGGGUUCUUAUAUAACAGAGGCGAGGAACAAUAUUGAAGCUAUUGUAACCGAAGUUGUUGAAAGUGAAAAAUGUCAGGUUAGACUAGCCCUGGUUGAAUAUCGUGAUCAUCCUCCGCAGGAUAAAACUUUUAUUACGAGGAAACAUGAUUUCACAGAUUCCGCUGAUACUAUGAAACUGUGGUUACGGGAAUGUGAAGCCGAUGGAGGUGGCGACACUCCUGAGGCUGUUGCAGACGCGCUGAAUGAUGUACUAAAUCUUUCCUGGCGGGAAGAGGCUACGAAAAUGUGUGUGUUUGUAACUGAUGCUCCUCCACACGGUUUAGCUACAGAGGAUUGCAGCGAUUCGUUCCCAGAUGGCUGUCCAGAAGGGUUAGAUCCAAUGGAAAUUGCCAAGCUACUUGCAGGAAAAGGUGUAUCACUUUACGUGGUUGGGUGUGAACCAAGUGUAAGUCCUUAUAAGGACUUUUACCUCGCUGUAGCGCACGUAACUGGCGGACAGUACGUUCCGUUAGCGGAUGCAAAGGGUCUUGUGAAAAUAAUCAUAUAUGGAUCACGGGAAGAAAUGUCGUUGAAAAAGUUAGAAGCUGAGGUUGAAGAAGAGAUUAAAGUGUUGACAUCUUCAGGAAUCGUCAUAAAUGAAGAAGAACUGUCUUCAUCACUGCAUAAAAGAUGGAAAUCACGAGGAGAAAAGUCUAAACAAUUGAUGCUCAAUCAGCGAGGGUUAGAAACUGCAAAGAACUCCGCAGAUGCUAUGGCGAUGACGAAAAUGGGGUUUGAUGAUGUAAGAAGUCUUUUUUCUACGUCAUCAAGGGAGGCGAAAAAGGCGUCAGGAACGCUGCACGAUUCUAAAGCCAAAGAAAACGCCGGAGAAGGUCCUAGCAAGGACAUGGAUAUGGAUGCAAAAACUGCUAUGGUAACCGCUGCCUUAGCAGAUAUUAAAACUGCAUCUAAAUCAAGCUCUGGGGACUGGGUAAAGGUUGAUUUUAGCGGAUUAGCAGAAACAAUCGACUUUGGUCCGGCCGAAGAAAAAAAGCAAUCGAUAGAUGAAGGGUCUGGAUACCAGUGUAUUGAUGGAGGUGUAACAUUGUCUCAAACCAUGAGAGUUGUUCAAAAGUCAAUGAUGAAAAUGUCAAACAGCGGAAAGACUGAUAAAUGACAAGAUUUACAAUACAUUUAACACUGUAGAAAUAUAUAACAUACGGAAAGACUAAUCAGAAUUCUGUUUUAAUUAGUGACUAUAAACGCUGUGUUGCGACAUAUAUUAUCUAAUCAGUGUAACACGAUAACAUAUAUUAUAAAGUAAAGUGUAAAGUGUUUGUUUAUUAUAGCGUCACCUAUUUUUUAAUGCCAGGCACCAGACAGGUAGACAAUCGGUAACCAUUAUUUAACUAACUGGCGGCUCACCAACCGGUCUCUCUUCAGUAAGAAGACCCUCUUCUGGCAGGGCUCGAACCUUCGACCUCCCGAUUGCGGGGCAGGUGCCUUAUCCAUUAGGCCACCGCAGCUCGGUUUACAAUAAAGGUUAAUAAUACCAUAUACAAAUGUACUUGUAUUUGUAGGACAGGACAGAACAAUGUCGAUAAGUAAAAUAUUGUUAUUUAAUCGUAUAAACACAAUGAAAAGUUGAAAUACAUUCUUGAGAAUUCUAGAAAUCAACAAAAUCAUGCCAAUAUACUAAUUUUUAGUAAUUUUAGUAAUUUUAGUUUUUAGUAUUUGCUAAUAUCCUGUGUUUCUUUGUUAUUGUUAUUAAUACGUAAUGUCACUUGUUUUUGUUAUUGUUGUUUUAUUAGGUUUUCAUUUUGAAAUGGUUUUCUUUGUAUACAUAUUGUGAAGACUGGUUGUUAAACAGUUUAUAUCUGGAUCAAAUAAUCGAGGCCUUCGAGUGGUUUAUCGCUUGAUUUAUCACGGUUUAGAGUUCAGAUGUGCAGGCAUUGAAACACGGGGCAUAAGCCUGAGUGGUAAAUCUAUUCAACUGAACGAUGAAUCGCGGUAAAUAACACGUUAAAUCACAAGAAGACCUUGAAUAUUUUAAUUCUUACAUGUUCAUUGAAAUAUUUUGUUAAUUUAUGUAGGUCUUUAUUUAUCAGAGUAUUAAUGAACCGAGCAACCGUUGUAUAUCGCAGAAAAUACAGAGCUUGACCUUCUACUUUGUUUAACUGGCAAUGAAAUCCAGCCAUAUUAUAACUUAUAGAAUGAAUGAUGUUGUUAUUAUUAUCUUUUCAUUAUAAUUAUUAUUAUUUUCUAUGACCGUAUAUCCAUGGGUAAGAAAUAAAUCUCUAACUUGCGUAUAGAGAUUAGACCUCC